This is a messenger RNA of Mesocricetus auratus (golden hamster), 1905 nucleotides long. RefSeq names its product kelch like family member 31 (gene Klhl31). Gene Ontology annotation, molecular function: protein binding. The transcript has 2 exons. Gene Ontology annotation, cellular component: nucleus; cytoplasm. The coding region runs from base 1 to 1905 and encodes 634 amino acids. NCBI's taxonomy places the organism in Eukaryota, Metazoa, Chordata, Mammalia, Rodentia, Cricetidae. The record is from RefSeq and is a predicted model, not a curated record. Gene Ontology annotation, biological process: negative regulation of protein phosphorylation.
AUGGCACCCAAAAAGAAGGCUAUAAAGAAGAGCAAAGCGGAGGUCAACGAGAUGACUAUCAUCGUGGAAGACAGCCCCCUGAACAAGCUCAAUGCUCUAAACGGGCUCCUAGAGGGAGGCAACAGCCUUAGCUGUGUUUCUUCUGAACUAACAGACACUUCCUACGGCCCCAACCUCCUGGAAGGUUUAAGUAGAAUGAGGCAAGAGAGCUUUCUGUGUGACUUAGUCAUUGGUACCAAAACCAAGUCCUUUGAUGUUCAUAAAUCAGUGAUGGCUUCAUGCAGUGAAUACUUUUACAACAUCCUGAAGAAGGAUUCUUCAACGAAGAGGGUGGACCUCAACGAUAUUGCCCCUUUAGGCCUGGCCACAGUGAUCGCCUAUGCUUACACGGGAAGGCUGACGCUCUCUCUGUACACAAUAGGGAGCAUCGUCUCCGCUGCUGUGUACCUUCAGAUCCACACUCUCGUGAAGAUGUGCAGUGAUUUUCUGAUCCGAGAGAUCAGUGUUGAGAACUGCAUGUAUGUGGUGAACAUCGCCGAGACGUAUUGCCUGAAAAACGCAAAGGCAAUGGCCCAGAAAUUUAUCCGGGAUAACUUCAUCGAAUUUGCAGAAUCAGAGCAAUUUAUGAAGCUUACGUUUGAACAAAUGAAUGAGCUUCUCAUAGACGAUGACCUACAACUGCCUUCUGAGCUAGUAGCGUUCCAGAUUGCAAUGAAAUGGCUGGAAUUUGACCCAAAAAGGGUGAAACAUGCAGCCGAUCUUUUAAGUAACAUUCGAUUUGGUACCAUUUCUGCACAAGACCUGGUCAAUUACGUUCAAACCGUACCAAGAAUGAUGCAAGACGCUGACUGUCAUAAACUGCUUGUGGAUGCUAUGAACUACCACCUACUGCCUUAUCAUCAAAACACGCUGCAAUCUAGGCGAACAAGAAUUAGAGGUGGCUGCCGAGUUCUCAUCACUGUUGGGGGACGCCCUGGCCUGACCGAGAAGUCCCUUAGUAGAGACAUUUUGUACAGAGACCCUGAAAAUGGAUGGAGCAAGCUUACAGAGAUGCCAGCCAAGAGUUUUAACCAGUGUGUGGCUGUGAUGGAUGGAUUCCUGUAUGUGGCUGGUGGUGAGGACCAGAAUGAUGCAAGAAACCAAGCCAAGCAUGCAGUCAGCAAUUUCUGCAGGUACGAUCCUCGCUUCAACACCUGGAUCCACCUGGGCAGCAUGAACCAGAAACGCACGCACUUCAGCCUGAGCGUGUUCAACGGACUCCUGUACGCGGUGGGCGGCCGCAACGCCGAGGGCAGCCUGGCUUCGCUGGAGUGCUACGUGCCCUCCACCAACCAGUGGCAGCCCAAGGCGCCGCUCGAGGUGGCACGCUGCUGCCACGCCAGCGCCGUGGCGGACGGCCGCGUGAUCGUGACGGGUGGCUACAUCGGUAGCGCGUACUCGCGCUCCGUGUGCGCCUACGACCCCGCACUCGACGCGUGGCAGGAGCUGCCCGAGCUGAGCACGCCGCGAGGCUGGCACUGCGCGGUGGCGUUGGGCGACAGGGUGUACGUGAUGGGGGGCAGCCAGCUGGGGCCGCGCGGGGAGCGCGUGGACGUGCUCACGGUGGAGAGCUUCAGCCCCGCAGCGCGCCAGUGGAGCUUCGUGGCCCCGCUGCCCGUGGGUGUGAGCACGGCGGGGGUCUCGGCGCUGCACGGGCGCGCGUACCUGCUGGGCGGCUGGAAUGAGGGCGAGAAGAAGUACAAGAAAUGUAUCCAGUGCUUCAACCCUGAGCUCAACGAGUGGACGGAGGACGACGAGCUGCCCGAGGCCACCGUGGGCGUGUCCUGCUGCACACUGGCCAUGCCCAACAGUGUGUCCCGCGAGUCACGGGCCAGCUCGGUGUCCUCCGUGCCGGUCAGUAUCUGA